AUGGCGGAAUCCACAACACCAACCCAAGCGAAUCCAACGUCAGUCGGGUCGAGGCGGCGAGCUCGUUGUGUCGAGUAUGCGAGCUGACAUGGACUCCUGCUGCGGCCCGCAUCCCCCGCUCGCGCUCGCUGGCUGCUGGCUGCCCGUCGCCUUUUCCUCACAGCGAUGUCGGCGCCGAUUCGAACCGUAUCUCGUGGGCUUUCCUCGCGCAGUGAGUACGGCUGGCACAGUACGAGGACCGAGUCCGACUAGCUGACCCGAAUUCGUGUUUACCUUGCUCAGAUACUAUUCGUUCUUGGUAGGUUGUCCUGCUGUAUCCGCUGGUGACGCUCCAUCGACGAGGUCGAGCUCACCCACAUCACAUUGCCCACCGGUUCAACAUCUGCCCGUUCACAACUCGCCCCUACUCACACUUACGCUCCCCCCCCCCCCCCCACCUUCUCGCACCUCGACUCCUCGCAGAACAAGGACCCUUCCCGACUACACUGCUUCUACACCAAGCGCUCGACCUUGAUCCACUCGACCGAGGGCGAGGAGACCACCGCGUGCUAUGGCCAACAGGUGCGCUCAACUUUCGUGCAACAGGCCAUGUUCAAGCUCACCGAACUCCUUCUUGGCUUGUUGAUCAAACAGGAAAUCCACCACAAGCUCAUGUCGCUCAAGUUCGAGGACUGCAAGGUUUACAUCUCCAACGUCGAUUCGCAAUCGUCGGCCGAAGGAGGCAUCAUCGUCCAAGUCAGUCACACAUGCGGUCAACGUAUCCCUAUAAUGCUUUUGGAUCAGAGAGUUCAUUGAACACCACUUUUUUUUAACCUAUCAGGUCAUUGGAGAACAAUCCAACCACGGCGGCCCAUGGCGCAAGUUCUCCCAGACCUUUUUCCUCGCCGAGCAACCCAACGGCUACUUUGUCCUCAACGACAUCUGCCGCUACAUCAAGGAGGAAGGCGACGACGACGACAUCAACGCCGGGUAUACCCACCCCGCUUCCAUCGUUACCGCUGCCGCCGUAUCGAACGCCCACCUCGCGGGCUCGAGUCUUCCCCCCGCUCAAUCGACCGAGACGACCGCCGUUUCGGACGAUGCCGCCGCCAUCGCCGAGGCGACCCCCCUCUUUGCCGACGACACUUACUCGAGCAUCCAAGAGACCUUCCCCACCCUUGACGCUUCGCCCGCCUUCAAUGGCACUCAAGAGCCCCAGUCGACGACCAAAGCCGAGGCCGUGAAGGAGAUUUCAUCGCCUGCCGCCGCUGCCCCCACUCCACUUCCGAAUGGUCACCACGCCCCCCAGGCCACAACCUCGACCCCCGCUGAGCCCGCUGAGCCCGCCGUCGCCGAGACGGAAACCGAAACCGUCGUUGAAGCUAAGCACGAGGAGCCCGAGGCUUCGAUCUCGGCCUCGACCACUGAGGAGUUGACGCCCGCCGCUGCUUCCGCACCUGCGGUGACCGAGGAAAUCCCCUCUACGAUCGCUCAAGCCGCUACUCCUGAACCUACCGCCGCCGCCGCCGCCGCCGCACCAGCAACAUCUACCCCUGCUCCCGCUCCCGCUCCCGCUCCCAGUUCUAGCCCCGCCUCGACCCCCGCCCCUGCUGCUGAGCAAGCCCCGGCCGCUCCUGCCCUGCCUGCCGCACCUGCUGCCCCCAAGUCAUGGGCCAGUCUCGCCGCCGCGAAUGGUGGCGCCAACAAAUGGGGCAAGACCGCCGUCGCUUCGGCCAAGGGGAUCUCGGCUGCUCCUACACCAGCUCCUUCCACCUCGACUGAACGUCCCUCGGCCGCUUCGACCUCGCACGAGGCUGGAUCUGCGGCAGGUCACGAAGGUGGAAAGACAAGAGGUAAAGGUGUUUCGGGAUCGUCGUCGAACGCGGGUCAUGGCUUGAGCGCUUCCGGAUCAACCACAGGUGCUGGAGGCAACUUCCACGAUUCGGUGCUGGCGGUGACGACGACGAUGUGCUACAUCAAGGGCGUACAGGAGAACGUGUCGGAGAAGGCGUUGAUGGACGUGUUGACGAGUCGGUUCGGACCGAUGUGCGAGUGCUCCAUUAUCAGAAAUGUACGUGGGGCGACUUUGCUCCUACUUUUUUCAUCGAGAGGGGGAGUUUCUCUUACUUAACGCCGCACCUUUUUCUCUGUUACAGAAAGCCUGCGCUUUCGUCGAAUAUGAAUCCCUCCUCUCGGCACGCAAAGCCCUACAAGCCUCGGUGCUCCGUUCCGAAGGUGGAGAAGGGGGUGUGCGCGUGCCGGUCGACCCGAGUCACCCCGCGAGCAACGGGAAGGAUUUCGCUAUCAUUCAGAUUUUGGAGAGGAAGGAACAUGGCGAGAGACCACCUUCGCAACCUAGGAGGGGGCCGGGAGGAGGGAGGACAGGUGGUCAGGGACAGGGUCAGGGUCAGCCGGGUCAGGGACAGGGACAGGGACAACAGGGCGGGAAUAAACGAACGGGCGGUGGAGGAAGGACGGGUGCGCAAGGUGCUCAGCAGGGGAAUCAACAGGGGACCAAUAACAGUAGGGGAUCUAAACCGACUGCCGCGACGAAGUGA
Messenger RNA from Microbotryum saponariae, 2537 nucleotides. NCBI's taxonomy places the organism in Eukaryota, Fungi, Basidiomycota, Microbotryomycetes, Microbotryales, Microbotryaceae. The record is from the annotation of a GenBank genome assembly.